Magnolia sinica is the source of this 2215-nucleotide messenger RNA. Its product is annotated as protein S-acyltransferase 11. NCBI's taxonomy places the organism in Eukaryota, Viridiplantae, Streptophyta, Magnoliopsida, Magnoliales, Magnoliaceae. Bases 347 to 1375 code for a protein of 342 amino acids. The record is from RefSeq and is a predicted model, not a curated record. Gene Ontology annotation, molecular function: palmitoyltransferase activity. The transcript is spliced from 4 exons.
GGCGUAAAAUGACAUUGGCACCCUUGCGUAGUUUCAGUCAAGUCCCAAGGGCAUUUUCGGACAACGCAAUUUUAAAAAAGCCAGCCAGAAAGAAAGCACCAGAGGUAAGGAGCCAUUCGUCUCCCGACCGAACAAGCCUUCUUCUUGGAAACUUCGACUAUCGAAUUUCAACUCUCUCCUUUCCUUCCACAAGAAGAAAAAAGGAAAAACGAUCGCUUCUCCUAAGAAACGAAUCCAAUCUCGUUUUGCUCUUUCGAUUCGUUAGCGUUUUCCCGUAAAACCCAAGUGAAGGAAAUCCUCUUUUUGGUAUUUUUUAGCUUAAAAAAGCAUCAACAGCUACAGAAAAAUGGAGGAAAUGGUCAAGGAAGAGCAGUGUGCUGUUGCAUCCAUACCUGAAGGCCAUGAAACAAAAUGUUGGGGAUGCGGAUUGCGCCUUCUUCUCGCAUCUUAUGCUCCUGUUUUCAAGUGUGGAUGGUGUGGGGCUAUAACAAACCGAAAUCCAUGGAAGCGUGAAAAACGAUGCUCCUAUCGGUGGAUACGUGUGCGGGACCGGUUUUUCGUCACCGCCCUUCUUCUCUUCAUGCUCUUUGUGAUAUGUGGUGGUGUGUGGGCGGUUUACCCAGUUAUUUUCUCUGCGAGUGAUUUCUGUGGGAUUUUUCACUGCAUUAUAACAUUUACCUUGUCAGUCUUUACCAUUUCUAGCUUCUGCUUAGCGGCAUUUAUGUCUCCUGGGGCACCAACCAGCAUGAUAUGGGGCAGCUAUCCAGUUGUGGAAAAAGGCAGCCUAGAGAACUAUACAUUUUGUGUAUAUUGUGCAAAGCCGAAGUCACCAAGAACACAUCACUGCCGCUCAUGUGGAAUGUGUGUCUUGGGCAUGGAUCACCAUUGCCCCUUCAUUGGCAACUGCGUGGGGGCUGCAAACCACCGGCAUUUCAUUGCAUUCCUGUUCUCCGCAGUCAGCAGCACCAUGUAUGUUUUCAUGAUGACCACGUAUGCAGGCUUGAAUCUUUGGCCUCCUUUGACAUAUGGGUCUCUUCGUCCUUCGAUAAUCUUCAACCGAACAGCCGCUUUAAUAGUAUUGAAAGAGAUCACCCAUGCUUUAUUGAGCUCUGCACUCUUUUUGUCUACAAGAGGCCUCCUCCUCGUAUAUCUGUCGAUCGCAAGCCUGUCCGUGCAUAUUGGCCUAAGUGUGCUAUUGUGGCAACAGCUCCGAUAUAUUUAUGAGGGGAAGACUUACUUAGAUCAACUAAGCUCUUCAGAUGGUGGAAACGAAGAAAGGGGUUGUCAGAAUCUUUUUAGAUUCUUUGGUUGCCCGUAUUCGGCUACCCGAUUUCUCUUGGGUUCCUCUGGUGCUGCGAAGAUUCACUGGAAAUGACAUGAUUCAAGCUCUUGUGGAGGUAACUUGAGAUCGAGGUGUCAUGCCUGCGAUCUGGAGUGGCCAGCUGAAUCCUACUCUUCCCACAUGUGCCAUGUGUGUGAAAGAUUCAGUCCAUUUAUCAUGUGGGUCCCACUGUUUAUGUUCCCUGGUUCAAAUGUCAGUCUGGUCCAUUCAUCAGGUUGGCUACACCGCACUUAAUGUAGACAUUUAUUAAAGUUUUUAUAGCUGUCCAUUUUUUCACAUCUGUGGCCCACCUGAUGACUGGGCCAGCCUGAGUUUUGGAUCACAGUUCAUGUAUGUUGCUACCCACCUGAUGAAUUGUGUCCCAUGUUCUGCAUGGCCCACUGAGGAGAGUAGGAUUCAAAUGACUGCUUCUGCAGGUAGCUGUCGCAUUUCACCUUGCGGUUUGCCAGUAUUGCUCCCCCUUAGUUGCUGGCCUUAUGCUUCGCCAUAAGGUGAUCCGAUCCAUUCAUCUAAGUAGUUUCCAACAUGGAUGAGCCAUGCCUAAAAAUCCAAGGGAAAAUAUCUUCACCAGCAAAUGGGAUUUAGAAACAAUGGUCCACAUUCAACACUUUUGUAUGGGUGGUAAGGAUAUCUCUGAUCAGUUGGAUUUUUUUUUUUUCUACAUGGCCCACCAUUGUGGGGCCUACAAGAGGAAUGGGACCUGGUUCAAACCGCAAGGCAAGGCACAAAUGGCCAGCAAUGCUAACAUGGCAGAACUCUUUUUGUUUCUUUUCACAUUCCUGUUACCCAAGUAGACAUUCAAUGGGGGUUUUGACUUGUAAAUCAUAGCGGUUGAGUUAUAGAUUAAAUUACAAACAGCGCGAUCUUUGAUUA